CAAGAGUUCUGGAAUCCGGGGGCUGGGUUUGAAUCUCCGUAGCAGUUGGGUAGCUAAAGGCCUCUGGCAAAAGCUCUGGUUAGCCGGCAGAGGCCAGAGAGUUGCCAGCUCUGUGAAGGCCUGGAGUAGCCUUUCAGAAACCGGAAGAGGAGUCCUCUGGAAGGACCCGAGUUUGAUUCCGACCUACUCCAGGAACAGUCAGGACUAGAGAGCAUCUUUUCCUUGAAAAAGAUUACAUGUCGAAACGUGUUGGGAAUAAAGAGCAAGCUGUGCAGCUGUUGUCUUUCUUUCUGUGCAGAACAAAACAAGACCAAAACAUGACCUCUCCUUGGAUACAGGAAGAUGAGAAUGAAGGACCCAAACUGCGUUCUGGCGGCAGUACUCCCAGCAGCCACUGGGAACCAGUCUCAGCACUACUGGAGCUUGAAAGUGAAGAGAACACCACUUACCCCCUCCUAGAACUGGAGCAGCCCUGCCCCCCACCGCGGAAAGCCUCGCGCCAAUACCUGAAAAGGAUCAUUGCUGAAUAUGAGGCCUUGGACAUGGAAAUGCCUUGUAUCCGCAAGUUCCCCAAGCCACCAGCUGCGCGGCCCCUCUGCCUCUGCCUGGAGAGCCCGCCCGAAAAGGAGAUGAACCAUGCCGAAGUCCUAGAAGCUCUUGAGGCAGCCAUUCCCAAUGCCUUCGAAACUGGUAUCCUGCACAGCAUCCAGUUUGAGAACAUCAAUGUGAUCUGUGGGACGGCUGGACGGAAGAACAGGUGGCUGAUCACCGUGUCAGAUUUCCGGACCCGGAACCAGCUUCUGCGUUCGGGCUUGACCUUGGGCGGAAAUCACUUUGCCCUGCGGCGCUGGGAUGACCUGGUGAUGGAGGACUACCGUAUGCACCUCCGGAGGUCGGUCGCACGGCAGCGCCUCCUGGAGACCCUCAGUGAUUCCUGGGAUGCAAACCACCAGAAUGGGCUGUGAAGUCCCAGGAACAAAAGAAUCCGCAGCAAAAAGAAACCUGUUGUUUGCCUGUUUGUAUACUGGCUUGGGUUGGUUUAGUUCAGAGCUAUACAACUUUGACCCUCCAGAUGUUGUUGGAUUACAACGCCCCUCAUCCCCAUCCACAAUGGCCAGUAGUCCAGGAUGAUGGGGGUUGUAGUCCAACAUCUGCAGGAUGGCCGAAGUUGUGCAGCCCUGGUUUAGUUCCCCCCCACCCCCGAGGAGACUGCCAAGGUCAAUAUCUCCAGCUGAGUUUAUAUGAUGGGACUCUGGCUUGUUGGCCUUUCCUUCAGGAGCCAACAUCUUCUCAUGCCACUACUCCUGCUGAUAGCAAACCUGGAGAGAGGGCACCCCCUGGAGACCAUUCAUGGUACUUCUCUUAUUCCAUGUUUCUGCUAUACUGUAGAUAGCUCAUGUUGGCAUUCCAGCGGUGUAUGUAGAAGCCAUUCCUCCUCAUUUAAAAUGUGUGCAGGCUAGUUCUUGUGAUUCCUCAGGGAUAAGCAAAAGGGCUUGCUUCUCCAUAUUCUCACUUUGUGUCUUUCAGGACUUGAUCUAAGCCCUGCAAAGGAGUCUAAUUUGGGGGUAGCUUCUGGGUCUAAGUUUGGGGUGGCUUAGCUCAUUGGUCUUCAACUGAUGGUUCAGGAGUUGGGACCCACAACCAGUACCAUUUCGUCAUCAUCUAGGUUUUUGUUUUAAUUGAAGAAAAAUAGUCUCAUCAAGACAUAAAUGAGAGAUGGAAAAGAGAGGAAGAUAAAAACAAAAAGAGAGAAAGAAACCAAUAUAUGUUGGAGGGGGAGGGGGUGAGAGAGGGAGAAUGCAACUGAGAAAUGAAAGAAAAUAUUUUCAGAAGAUCUUCCACAUAUUUAGCAUGAAUUGAUAAGGGUGUGGGUGUGGGGGCGGGAUUCAGUUCCCUCUCACAUCUGCCCUUCACUCUUCAUUCUGACCCAAGAUAAACUUAAUCACUUACCUAAAUCUAGAGUGGGGAGUUUUUUCCUCAUAGAUCAACCCCAUACUGUGUCUGCACAAAAGAACAUCCCUGGUUUUAUUUUCUGAGACUUCGAUCCACCUUCUUAAUAGAAUAUGUGCUCUUA
Messenger RNA from Hemicordylus capensis (graceful crag lizard), 2074 nucleotides. It is a transcript of the gene C6H19orf81, whose product is annotated as chromosome 6 C19orf81 homolog. The transcript has 7 exons. The coding region runs from base 237 to 965 and encodes 242 amino acids. The record is from RefSeq and is a predicted model, not a curated record. NCBI's taxonomy places the organism in Eukaryota, Metazoa, Chordata, Lepidosauria, Squamata, Cordylidae.